Molecule: messenger RNA, 14109 nt
Organism: Argiope bruennichi
Lineage: Eukaryota; Metazoa; Arthropoda; Arachnida; Araneae; Araneidae
Product: hexosaminidase D-like
Exons: 2
Coding region: 97-1968 (623 amino acids)
Biological process (GO): carbohydrate metabolic process
Molecular function (GO): hexosaminidase activity
Source: RefSeq, a predicted model, not a curated record
UGCCCCCACCUUUGGAUUUCCUACCUUCCAACCUGCGGAAAAAUAUAUUUUGCUUUGGAUUCGCCCAUCCCAUAUGGAUUUACUGGCAUCUCUCAAAUGGCUCUGAAGAUGUACCAGCCUGUGACUAUGCAUUCCAAAUUUCGAUUUUACCUGAUCCUAGUUGCUAGUAGUGGAAUAAUUUUUCUUAUUUUGUAUAAAACAUUAUCCAGUGAAGAUCAUGAUUCUGAAUCCCAUUCUAAAUAUGUCCAUACUAGCUCUCAGAUGUCUCAUAGUAAAUUACCUGGAAGAGGUGGAUCAUUUGUAAACAUAAAUGACUUACUGCCUGUUACUCAGUCUUUGAAGCAUUUGGAAAGACAAAGAUUAAAAGAAGCUCAGGUCCAUGCAAACAUUAAUCGAAAUGCUAUUGGAAAAUUUGGUCCACUUAAGAAUAUUGUCGAUGACAUUGGUAGAGAUGAAAUAGAGAUUGAUCAUCCUGUUCAGUCUGUAAACGAACGUGUAAGUAAAGGACUUAAGACACCUAGGCCAGAAGAAUCUAUACACAUAGAAAAAAAGUUUGUUCAUUUGGAUCUUAAAGGUGCACCUCCUAUUGUAAAUUAUUAUAAAAAAUUAUUCCCAUUACUUCAUGCAUUAGGAGCAAAUGGCCUUCUUAUUGAAUAUGAAGACAUGUUCCCAUUUCAUGGUCCUCUUGAACAAUUGUCUGCUAGGAAUGCUUAUACAAAAAAUGAACUCAGUGAAAUCCUGUAUUUGGCUAAGAUGAACGAGUUGGAAGUAAUUCCUUUAAUUCAAACUUUUGGACACAUGGAAUUUGUUUUGAAACUUCAAGCUUAUCAAGAUUUGCGUGAAGUACCUGCUUAUCCUCAGGUAAUUUGUCCUUCAAAUAAUGGAACACACAUACUUAUUCACCAGGUUAUCGACCAAGUGAUCUCAUUACAUCCUCAAAUUAGAUGGCUUCAUAUUGGAUCUGAUGAAGUAUAUUACAUUGGAGAAUGUAAUCUGUGCCAAAAAAAAAUGAGGAAGUACUUUAUGGAUAAAGAAGACCUUUUUAUUCAUCAUGUAAAAAAUGUUGCAAGAUAUGUUAAAGAAAAAUAUAAUAUACAGCCAAUCAUGUGGGAUGAUAUGUUUCGUAUGAUUCCUGAUGAAACAAUAAAAAAGUCUGAAAUAUAUAAAUAUGUGGAAUUGAUGGCUUGGCAAUAUGGUCCAUUUGUGGAACUUAAAAUUCCCCCAGAUGCUUGGAUAAAGUAUGGAAAAUUUUUUAAUGGUGUUUGGGUUGCAAGUGCUUAUAAAGGUGCUACUGGUGCAAAUCAGUAUUUGACUAAUAUAUCAUACCAUCUUGAAAAUCAUAUAUCAUGGCUUAAUGUAUUAUCAAAAUAUCAGAAUGAAGUCUUCUUCAAAGGAUUUGUUUUGACUGGUUGGCAGCGAUAUGAUCAUUUUGCUGUUCUUUGUGAACUUUUACCUAUAGCUAUCCCAUCCCUUGCUGUAAACUUAUUGUACCUUGAGAGACAAAUUGUUGAUAAUGACCUGUUUCAGAAAACUAGAGAUAUUUUAAUGUGUGAUUCAAGAUUGACUCUUUAUACUAAUUAUAGUACAGAAGAAGUUUUGUGUAAUUAUCCUGGAAGUAAUGUUUUUAAAGGUGCUCAAAGACUUGCUCAUUUAAAUUAUAUGCUUAAAAAGUUUUUAUCAAAUAGUCAUUUUGUUGGUUGGAUGAGUGAAUACAAUAUUCAAAUGCUUUUCUCUAGUCCUGCACAUGUUGAACUUGGAACUCAAAAUUUAGAAGCUCUGUCAACGAAUGCUACGUUAUUGCACACUUUUAUUCAAAAUACUAUGCCUGAAGUAUUUGAUAAACAUACAAUUGAGGAAUGGUUAAUGACAUAUGUAAAACCUGUGAUGAAUCAGAUUGAAAAAAUUCGAACCAAUGCAAAUAAUUUGUUGAAAUUUAGAUCAUGGCCUCGUCGACCUUUAAGUAAGUGAUAAAUGUGUAUGAUACCAGAAGUACUUAAGAAUCUUUAUUUAUAUUUGUGAUAUAUAGACUACAGACAAACAUUUAAGUUCCUUUUCUCUCUUUCUUUUUUUCUGUAUUAACUCCAUGCAAUGUGUGCAAUAGCUAUAUAUAUACAUAUAUAUAUAUUAAUCUUAAAUAAGUUAUAUUUAUGUUUAAUUUUAUGAGUUGUACCUUUCAGUAAUAAGCACUGAAUUUUUUGUUAAUUUUAUUGCUUCUUUAUUUUUUUUUAUAUGUUCUUAUUUGAGUAUAUUUUAAACAGUAGCAUUUUUAAUGGGGGCACGGGUAGUGAGAGACUAAAGUGAAGACGAAGUCAGCAAAACAUGCAUGCAUUUUGCUAUUUUAUCAAUUUUUAUUGGAUAAGCAAUAAAAUCAUUAAAUCUAUGGAUCCUGAUGUAUAUGCAAUUAAGGCACAUGCAAUAAUUGCAGAAUGUUAAAUAUCUUCUUGUAUCUGUAAGUAUUUCAGGCAGUAUCCCACUCUUGUGAAAUGCAUUAUAAGAAACCAUGAAUGUUGAGUGGUAACAUUCAUCCAUGUAAAGGAUUUUCAUUAUGUUUGAAAAAUUUCUGCUGUAAUAUUAUUUUUUGCUGUAGUGAGUAAUUCUUGUGUUCCAUUAUGUUUGGAUGUUAGUACUUUAUUGUCAUACAAAAUCAUAUAUUUAUUUUAUAAGUAUUUAUAUAUAAAUAAAAUGUGCAAAGUAUGUCCAAGAUUUUUAAAAAUGGAACUAAUCAUAAUAUAUUAGUUUACCUGUUUUAAAGUUUUGUAAAUUGGUGAUUUUUACAAAUUGUUUUGCAGUAUGAAAAUAGUAUUAGAGGACAUUUGGAAGAUGCUGGUAUACAUGUGAGAUAUUUCAAAAACUUCACACUAUGUAUCACACACUCAUAUUUGCAAUUGCUCCUGAUGAUGUGCACUUGACAAUUCAGUGCUAAAUUGACAGAGUAGGCUUCCAAGAAAAAAUUUUCAAGGUCGUACAAGAUUCUCUUUUAGUGUCAAGAGGCUUCUUAGAGAAUUUAAAUAUGAGUAUUUAGUUCACAUUGAAGAGCAAUUUUUGUUUUGGACAAUUUUUGAUUGAAUGUUAUGCUUGAAAUUUUAAUAUACUCAUCACUUAACUGCAAUAGAUAUAUCCAGAUUCCUUACAGGGCAAUGAUUCAUAAUUUGCUUUAUGAAUUUUUAAUAUUCUUAAAUAAGGGAGACUGAAGUUAGUUGUUAUGAUAUUUUUCAGUAAUUUUUUUUUUUAAAGAAUGUAGUAUAAGUAGUUUUAUGAAACUCACUUUAAAACUUGCCCAAAUUUUUGAAAAUUCAUAUUAUGUUUUUUACAAAUGAUUAAAAGAAAGAUAGUUCAAGAAUAUUAACAGCUUUUUACACUUAUAGAUUAUAUCGACGUUGCCCAGUUGGGGCAGACUUUGCCUUAAUGGGAUAAUUUUUUUUAUUUAAAACAUGCUAAACAGUAAAAACAAAUAUAUCAUUAUCUUUCUAUUACAUUUUAUUUAUAUUUUCCAUUGAAUAAGAAUUUAUCCAUAGAAUAACAAUAUGUGCAUUAUUGUAAAUUAUUUUAAUGAGCAAUCAUCAUAAUCACUGUCUGAAUUACUAUUUAUAGAAAUAAAUAAUUUGUUAAUCAUAACAUAAUAAUUAGAUUCCCUUCCAAACAGAUGUGAUAUUGAAGCCAGUUUGUUGUCUGUGUGGAUUUCGAACAGGGUGCAGAACUAUACUCUGCUGAAGCAGUCUUUGUGCUCUUCGUCCAAAGACACUUGUUUCUUCCUUCUUUUAUUUAAUUUAUUUUUCUUGGUGAUUCUGGAUUUCUUUCUUUGCUUGAUAGCUUUCUCUUUAUCGUUUUACAAGAUUCAUGUACCAGGCAUUUUUUUAUUUUUUUAUUGGUUAAAAUGGUACUCGCGAUUACUUUGCUGUUACCAACUUCUGAAAGUAAAUUUAUUUCCUGUUGCUGAUAUGAACUUCUGCCUGCUACGAUAUAGAAGAAAUUUCUUUUGAUGUGCCUAUAUUUAAUAAAUGGCUUGCUUGUUAUGUUGAUGUCUUUCUGAUGUGAAAGGACUUCUUCCUGUUUUUACAUUUCUUCUUCAAGCAUCUUCUGCAAAACUUUAUUCUCCAAGCAAAUAUGUUGAUUGUGUUCAAUUAAUUACAGCUGUUAAGAAAUCUCAUCACCAAAAUGUUCUUAUUCAAUAGACAAAUACUAUUUCCCAAGAAACUUGCUAUAAAAUUCUUUAGCAUUAUAGCAUUUGGUAAGGCCUGUUUCUCUAAAUAUAAUCAUAGUUUUUCGAAGAUUGUUCCUCAGCCAUGAAUCAAUAAUGCUAUUGGCGAUUUUUGAAUCGCUGAAACAAAGAACUGUUGAAUAAUGGCAACCUCUGUGGUAUGUGUGGUAUGAAGUAUACAAAAUAAUCUCUAUUUUCUUUGGCUAAGUCCGGUACUGGUUAAUCGAUAUGAGAAUCCAGUAGUAGAUACAAUUAUCCAGAAGUAGGAGAGGCCUGACUCCUGUGAUUCUAGUUUUAUAAAAUAUCUCUUAAAACUGAAAAUCCUGCUCAAUCAUCCAUUUAGAUUUGUUUAUUGAGCUUACACUUCCUUCAGAUGCAGUUGAAAAGAAGUAACAUUUAAAGUUUCUCUUUUUAAAGUUUAGGAACUGAAUUGCCUUUAGCAUUAAGAGCAAGAGCCAUUAUAUCCAAAAUGCCUGUCUCUGGAAAUGUUACGACUUCUGCUUGUUUGGUAUGUUUCUUGGAAAUGAUCUUUCUUAGCAUCUGCUCUGUUGUUAUCCCUUAUCUCCUCAACAUUGCAGAUAUCUUUACACUGGAAUUUGGAUUUGUCAUUCAGUUCAGUGCAGAAAAUGUUUAUUUCCAAACUGGAAAGAUUUUCAGAUUGUGUUUAUUGAAGCUUGUGCUUCUGCUCAGGCUUGUCGUUUGAGGAAUAUGUAAAGAAAGACAUUUCAUGUUUUGGAAAACAUGACAGCCUGUCCCCUGAAACACUUUCACAUUGAUUCCAGAUAACCAUAAUAUAGCUUCAAAGUAUUGCUUAUGUCUUAUUAAGCUCCGUCUUUUGUUCAUUUGUGAAAAUCUGUCUAGGCUUUUGUAACCAACACAAUGUAUUGAAUCUAAAAUAAUAAUAAUAAAAAAAAGUCCAUAAAUGCAAUUUGCAUAAAGCAUCUCUAAGAAAGGUUUCUAAAAAUAAAAAUCUUAAUUAUUUAAUUAAAUUUAAAUUAGAAAAUUAUAGUAAUAAGAAUUACUACUUACUAGCAGUUUUCAUUUUACUGCAGAAUAUUGGGAGUGCCAUGAAUAAAAUUCAUAUUUACCAGCCUCCUCUUACAAUUAGGGAUUGCAAUACCGGGCCAAAAUUUCAAUACCGGUAUUCCGUAUUUUUUAAAUCUUGAUACCGGUUUUAAUACCGGUAUUAGAAAUUUUAGAAAAAGAAAGAAAACACAGUUGUUUCUUUGUUUUGUUUGCCAGUUUUGUUAAAGAGUGUAAAUAUCACAAAAAAUAAUUUGUAACUUAUAAAUUAUAACAGUAUAUAAUCACAAAAAAGUAAAGAAACAUCUUAUUUAUUUAAGUCACAAAAAAGUGUAAAUAUCACUAUUCUGUCCAUGGUACUAUUACAAAUUUUUGAAAUGUGAUCUUAAAAAACAUAAUGCAUCAAUUGUACUGUCAUUAAGCCUGAAAAGUAAUUUUAUGUAAAAAUUAACAGCUGUCGAAAACGCUCUUUCGGCAUCUACGCUAGUUGGUGAUACUGUUAGCAAUGCGUGAUAUACUUUUUCCAAGUAUUUACCUCUAAAUCCCUCAUGUUCAAAUAAAUCGAUUUCUCGUCAGAUGGUUUUAAUUAUGGCUGAUUUCUGUAUUGUAUUUUGGUUCGUUGAAAUUUUUUUAUUUAUCGCUAAUUCUAAUUUUUGUUCAAGAGACAAUUCCUUUUCACUAUCGGCAUUAGUGUCAUCAUAAUCUUUGAUAACUGCACCAAAUGCUUUUGAAUGUGAAUAGGUUUGUGGGUAAAAAAAUUUUAAGAAAAUUAACUCUAAAUUUAAUCAGAUUUGAAUUGGUUCUUUUCUUUUCUUCUUUUUCAUUUUAAUUUUUAAAAUCAUUAUAAUUAUGUAAAUACCAUAAGGCAUUUUCUAUUUCGGUAUGCCUUUCUUCUGUGCGAUUUUUCAGUGUAAUAGAUAAUUCUUCAGAUAGUGAUGUGUGCUGUUCUUUCAGUGACUGCAGCAUGAAAUUUAUUGUUGCAUUAGCUGUUAAUAAAUUAGAAUCUCUCCGACAUAAUGCCUCAAUAGUCAGUUUUAUUGGAAGUACAGCUGAUAUAGUUCUGGAUAUUAAAUCGAAUUCACUAUCUGAAAAAUUAAUUUACAAGUUUAAGUCGAUUAUUGCUUUUUGGAUUGGAUUUCUCAGUUUCAAAAAUCGUUCCAUCAUUAGGAGUAAACUGUUCCAACGUGUUUUAGAAUCUAAUAUUAACAUAUAUUCUGUUUUAUUUUCAGUUAGUAUAUAUUUUAGUAAUAUAUCCUUUUUAUAGGGGAACGUUUAAAUAUCUUAACAAUUUUUCGAACUUUAUAAAUUAUAGGAAGCAAUUCUUGAUAGGUUAAUAUUUCAUCCUCAUUAGCAAUAUCUCCAUCACCAAUUACAUUGUCUUUAUCUUCAUUGUCAAUAUCACUGUCACUCUUUUCAAAGUUGGAAUCCGAAAUUUCUAUAUCAACAGUAUUUGGAUUCGUCUGUUCUUUAUUUUUUUGGUAUAAUACAUCUAUUACUCCUAAUUGAAUUCCAUGUGCAUAGCACAACUGCUGAUUUGCACCAAUCAACUUUACAACUUUUUUCAUAAUUGUUGCUCCAUCUGUCGUUAUGGAUACAAUAUUUUCUUUCAGGGAUAAUCCAUGUUUCGCUAAUUGAGAUUUAAGCAAUUAAUUAAGCCAUUAAUUAGCGGAUUAAUUUCGCCCGUUAUGGAGACAUAAAAAAAAACGUAUACUGUUUUGCUAUGUUCGCGAUACCUGAACAUAUAGUGGAGACAAUUUAAAAAAUUUUUAGUAAAUACCGAAAAACCGGUAUUUAAACUUGUGAAUACCGGUAUUACAAAAUUGUACAAAUGGCUCAAAAUACCGGUAUUCGGUAUACCGGUAUUGCAAUCCCUACUUACAAUAAACAAGCAGUCAUCACUUUUCCACUGCUUUUAGGAAUGCUUACUGUGAUAUUGUGUCCUAAUCUGUCUCUUAUAAUUUUUUAUAACUUCAGAAGCAACAACAAUAAUUGCUACUAUAUAUUCUAUAAAAUUAAAGCAUACUCGGGGCAACCUCAACAGAUUGUGACAAAUUGCACUUUCUGUUGCCAUUUUAUUGUUGUUUCUGAUGGCAUUUGCCAUAGACAAGUCCCGCUGAUCGAAGUCAGCGAUUUUAAACCGAAACAGAGCGUCUCUUGUUUUUUAAUAGCUCCAAAUGGGGCCAAGAGUACGAUUUUGUUACUCACGCAUCACAUUCGCUUGCACAGCCCCUUUUUACAGGGGGAUACAUUCACACAUCUCACAGAUAAGACAGAUGAAGAAUAACCAUGCCCGAACCGGGACUCGAACACAGGACGCCCAGAUCACGGGGAAGAUGCGCUACUACUAUGCCAGGACGCCGGCAGCGCCAUUUUAUAAUUUGAUGCAUGCAUGUAGUAUAAUGCAAUUGCAUAUAACAUUAAUUCUGAUACUACAUACCUAAAAUCUAGGCUUUUUUUUUUAAACAGACCCUUCACGGAUAUCUUCAACUGUUCAAACACAAAUAAAUUAAAAGAAAAAUUAAUAAUAGAACUCAAAUCAAUGUUUGGAUAUGCAGUCUCUCUGCGACUGAUUGCAGGCAGCCCAACUAUAGUCGAGGAAACCAGCCAGAUGAGAGUUAUCAUCUAGUUAGAGAAAAGUGAAAUUUAACUUGUGGCUAGCUUAAAAUCUAAAUAUAACAGCUUAUCCCUUGUAAUAGCUAACUCUGUCUCCCUUGCAUUUCAGUUACCAUGCCUUACAUACUUUACAUUUUAUCAUUUAUUAAAUCUAGAACUUUUCUAGUGCCGGGAUAGCCUGGUUGGUAGAGCGUUGGAUUCGCGUCCCUUAGGUUGCGAGUUCGAACCCCGCCGGCCGAAGAUUGGUGGUGGCUGACGCGUGUAUAAAUCUGUGGUGGUCACAAAGUCCUCCAUGUCGAGAGUAAUACCACUGGGGGUACUGGAUCAGGGGUGAUCGUUCUCUGAUUCAGGUCUAAAUUACGAUCUGUGGAUGAGUGAAUGAAAUGCGUGAAUGAUGUCCGCCCCGUAAAAAGGGUCGUGACAUGUGUGUAGCUAAGUCGUUCUCUUGGACCUAGAUAGCGCUACUAUAGAAACAAGCGGCGCUUCCCCUUAGGCUUAAAUCGGCUGUCUUUGAACAGCGGGCUUGUCCAUGGCAAGUGUCAUAAGAAACAACAACAGAACUUUUCUGCCUCAAUUGUGUCAAAAGAUUUUUUUAAUCAUUUUGAUUUAAUACUGUAACAAUUAACGAUUUUUGUAUGAGCAGAUAAGUUUUAUUUUACUAUGUUAGUUUUUCUGUUGAUUAUGAAAGUCUGCCAAGUAUUUAUUCAUGAUUAUCCAGAACAUCUCAUCCCCUCCCAUACUUAAAAACAUAUUCUGUUUUUUCUUCAUUUGACUUGCAAGAACACCUUCUCUGCAAUGUUUAGUCUUUGAAUCAGUAUCCAGACAGCAAUAAUUUUAUGAACGUGUACAAAAAAAAAAUUGUCGAUAAGUUCACUGCUUUUGUAAGCAUUACCGUCAUUAUUCUUUUGGAUUCAUCUUUGAUAUGCAGGAGAUAUCCAGUAUACUUAUGUGAUGGUGAAAAUGGUUUAAAAAGUGGCCCUUCUUAUAAUAUUUUGCAUAACGAGUGUGAUUUGUUUAGUACAUAAUAAUAGCAAUUUAUGUAUCCAAUGAAUGCCAUAUUCAAUUAAAUUAUUAUAUAAAAAUUUUAGACAGCUUUUAGAAUAUCAUACGAAGUGCAAAUGUUCUUUAUAAAAAACUUGAUAUAGAGUAAAAGAUAAAGCUUUUUGAAUUUUUAUGCAAAUGAUUAAACAAAGCAAUCUGAUGGGAAUUCAAGCAUUUUAAUUGGAAACCUAGUUCCCUUCUCAAUCCUUUGAGAUUGAUAUCUAUUGUUUGAUUUUUUUUUUUUUAAAAAUAAGGUUUAGCAGCUUUUAAUCAUUUUUGUUUUAUGCCUGCAAGAUUUCAUCUGGAUAUUAAAAUAACAUGGCCCAGCUUAAAGGUUAACUUCAAGAUUUUUUUUUUUUUGCAAAAAACUCUUAUUUAUGCAUUUUAUUAAUUUAAAUAUUUAAUUAAUAUUAAAUGCUUAAUCACAAAAAAAAUCAUAAUUUGUUUUAACAACAUCUAAAAAAUUGAUUUAUGAAUGCAGAUAUCAUAACUACUUUGUAGCUAGAAAUUUAUAUGUUAAAAAUGCCUUAAAAGAACAGUUCUUAAUUGAAACAUAAUAAACAGCUGCAUUAUUAAUUCAAAAUUCCAGAUACUGAAUUAUAUAUUUUCUGAAAGAAAAAGUCUUUAAUUUAAAUAAUUGAUGAUAAAUAGUUCAAUUAUUGUACCCUUAUUAUUUGAAUGUUUCAAAACAUUUUGUUAGUUGUUUUGGAAGAUUUAAAGAAGAGUUUUGGUAUUAAAUAAAAUUCUUUGUGGAAAUUUGUUAUUCUUCUAAAUCCUUUUAUGUUAGUAGGAUAAGAGAAUUGUUUCUUUUAUGAAAAGUGACAAGUGCAUUUGAAAGUUUAUUUGUAUCAUAAGACAGAAAAAUGGUUUGACUUGCUAUGGUUAAAAUUAUUUUCCUUGCCUUAUAUUUCUAGAACACUUAUAAUUUUUCUUGUAGGUAUGUGAUUCUUUUUUCAAAAUUAUAUUUUAUGUGUUAUAUUUAGUCAAAAAAUUGGAUGUCCCUUUGGAAAUGACUGCACACUUUUAAAUUGCAUGAUAUAGAAAUUUGUUAUUUAAAACAUAUGAUGAUAAAUAAAACAUUCCUUUACGGACAUGGCUUGUAGAAAUUUGGAAUUGUGAUAUGCAUAGUAGGAUUUCUGUAUAAAAAUUACUACAUUGAAAGUGUUCAAAAUAAUUUGAUAUCUUAAAAGUUCCUAAAAUUUACUAGCCUAAUCUAGUUUAUUUGUAAGCUUGAAAUCAUUGAGUAAUUUAUUUUUGCCUUACAUUGAAAUGUGAAAGAUGUAGAAAAGUGUUCUUUGACCUGAUUAUUAAUUUUAGAAAAAUUAUCUUAUGAAAUGUACAAUAUUUUUCCAUCUUAUUCUGAUUCUUUUGUAUAUUUAUAUUAAACUAAUUUUAUCUUAAAAUUAUGUUGAAUGAAUAUUUAUACCUAAAGUUCGAAAUUUUUUUUUUUAUCUGUGAUUCUGAAUAUGUAUGUCUGUAGAUAUUUGCAAUUUUUCUUUUUAUUUAAAAAGUUUAUUUUGCAGUUUAAACUUUGUCUGUUGAUCUUAAUUUGUUAUUUUUAUUGAAUAUAUAUGCAUCUUUAUAUUUUUAUCUUUUAUUGAAUAUAAUAUGCUUAUUUUUGUCUCAUUUUCCACUUUUAUGUACCUUCAGUAGUUUAGGGAAAAAACAAUAUUUUCCCUUAACAUGAUACUGUGCAUAUGGCAGUAUGAUUUAAAAAAAAUGCUGAAUGUUACUGUAUAAUGUGUGUAAGCAGUGUUUUUUUUUUAUUAAAAAAAUGUUUUAGAACUCACUGGAGCAACUAUUCUGGUACCUUUUUUCAAUUGAUUUUCUAAUGUUAUUUAUAAGAAUUGACCCAUUUGGCCUGCUGCAUGUAGCCUUAAAAUUAUGCAUGCUUACUCGAUGAUUGUUAGGGUACUACUUGGUGUAAGAUUUUUUCUUUCAAUCCAGCUACAUUUUUUUUUGUCAAGGGUGAAAAACAAACAAACAACAACAACAACAAAAAAACCACCACUGCCUAUAAGUGAUAAUUAAAAUUGUUUUUCCCCUUUUUUAUAGUUAUUGUAUUUAUAAAUAAGUUUCAUAGAAUUUUAAAUAUGUGUAAUAACAAGUUAUUAUAUAAUAAAUGUAAAAACGCAUUUAGUGAUAAAUCAGCAUUCCUUUAAAGUGAAAUAAGUGAAACUUUAUUCCCUAGAUGCUUAAUUUUUUUCUGGCUGAAAUGGAAUUUAUUUAUUUAACCUUUCACGGGGAAAAAAAUCAAUUAGGUUGAGAAUCAUGAUGCAAAUCUGACUGAUAUAACUAAAAAUUUGAUUGGCUUUCAAAUUUUAUUACUUUUUGUUUCAAGGAGUUCCCUGAAUUCCUAUUUGAACUAAUUCUGUUUUGUACCUUCGAAAUUCCCCUUCAAGUUAAAAUUAACUUUUUAACCCAUUGUUCGUUAAUAUUUUACCAGGGUUUUGGCUUGCCUUCUGGAAUCAAGUGAAAUUUGUUGUAGCUCAUGAAAAGUUUUAUAUUUAAAUUGUCUAAAAUAAGUUAUUAGUGUUGAGAUUCAUCUAUAUAUAUAUAUAUACCAUUGUUUCGCGUAAAGCAUGAUUCGCAAAGCCUACAUUUUUGUUAUAGAUAUCUCUUUAUUUACUUCCCUUCCGGUUAAAGCAAUUAUUUCUUAGUUGUAUCACCUGAAAUUUCUGUCUACUCUUGACUUCUUUGUUGAAUGAACAUAAGUUUAUUUGAGGCCUGUAUAAAUUCAGCAUGCGCUAAUUGCUAAUUAGAGUUCUUUGGUUUGUUUAUUAAUUACUCUUACAAAAAUUCAUAAGCUAGUCUAUUUUCUCCUUCAUUUUAAUUUUUUGAAUGUACUUACUGUAAAUUUAACAGUUUUUUUUUAUCCCAAAAUAUCUAAAUAUUGCACUCCAAAAUUAAUGGCUUUCUCAAAUUUCCAGUAAUUAGUAUUUAAUGAGUAAUUUUAUAUGAUUUCUUGGAGUAUUACGAUAUUGGAUUAUUAUACGAUUUUAACUUUUCAGUAGUUCUUUGUAUAGCAGGUAAUACAAUUUGUGUUUGACAUGAAAAACUUUGUGUUGCCAUAACAUAUUUGUCAUAAAAUUUUUUCCCUGCGAUUUAUAAAUAAUUUUUGUUAGGGGCAGAUGCGGGGCGUGGAACCUCUUCUCCGUAAACUUUAUAUUAUAUUUUGAAUCGCAUUUCAGCAAUUAAUCGGGCUAUACAUGAUGAUACAUGAAAACUUUGAUCGAAACUGAUUAAAUUAAAGAAUUAAAUUGGUUUAUUUUUUCUAUCCAUCUUUUUGCAUUCUUAUAUAUCAAAUCUUCUUAAAAAAAUGAGAAAAACUUCUUUGAUGAACAGUCAGUUCGUCGUCGAGAAUUCGUGUAAAGUGGCUGUUAGGAACACUAGGUGUAAUGUAUUCUAUACAAUCCAGAGAUGAUGAUGUAUCUAUAAAAAGUACUAUGUGUUAUAAACUAUCAAAUAAGUUACAAUAUACUCUAUAUAUUAUGUAGAGUAUAUUGUAACUAUAUAUUAUAUAAUGAUUUACAUCAAGACUUCCUUUUAUUUCCUACGAAAUUAAUUAACUAAAUUUUGAAAAUAUCAGUUCUAUUUUUGCUUUAAAAUAAAGUCAUACGGCAUACAAUAGUGUAGUUUAGUCCCAUAUACCUUAUAAUGGUGCUUUUUACCAUUAUAAGGUAUAUGGGACACCAAGUAACACCAAGAAACUCCAGAAUAAUCUAUUUAGUUAUCAACAGAUGUCGUCACGUGCAUUCAUAACACAUUCAUGGCAGCAUGAUUUUAAUGCAAAUUUUUUAUUUUAAUUAAUUAAUCUGGAUGAAUGAUUCUAAAGAAAUAUUUUUAAAGUGUUUUUCCCUCUUUCGAUACUUUACUUUUUUUGACGAACAGAUCAUUUGUUUUCGAGAAGUUUAAAGAAAUAUUUCAUGGUUAUUCAUUCGUUUAUUUUCUAUAAAUACUCAAUCAACAUCUUAAAUAAAAAACAAUGAACUGAUAAUUAUUUUGUUCUUGGUAAUAUUUAAUAAUCACUGAGGGGAUUUAAAUGGAUAUGACUUAUUUUUUUGGAACUAAUUGCAUAUUAAAAAUGUGAGAUUCCAUAUCAGAAUGCUUUUUUUUAAACAUGUCAGUAUUUUUAGCUUGCAAAUAUACCUUGAUAUUUUUUUUUUGUUUCUAAUUUCAUUUUAUUUGAUACUGAAUCUAAAAAAUAAUAAUAAAAAAAAAUAGUGAAAGUAGAGCAAUUUGUUCUCAUGUUGAAUUUCAGUCUGAAAGCAGUUCAUUCAGCGAAGUAGUGACAGGAGGGACAAGAGAGUGCCAAUCUUAGGGACAAAAUGUCUAUACGUUUAUAUUCUUUUUGAAGGCUGCGUAUAAUAAAGAGGCGAAAAAAUAACUCGGUGCCUCUGGUACGAUUUACGCUUAAGGAGCCAAAGAUGAUAGUUAGGGCUCGAACAUUAUAUUAAGUCCCUGGUGCCCCUUACUUGCUGCAACUCAUAUCAGCUCUCUUUAUGUAUCAAAGAUUUUUACUUUGUUGAUUCUGUGACAUUACUGUAUCUAGCCUAUAAUUUUUUAAAACGUAUUAUAUCUUUUAUGCAUUUAUUUUUACAUUUAUUAACUUGCUAUGUUUUUUGGGAAACCACAUUGGUUUGUGCUAUUGAAUUUUAUAAAAUAUCAUUGCAAAAGAUUUUUUUUUUUGCUUUUAAUGAUUUGUUUAGUACGGUAUUUUCUCUUAUAUUACAUAACUGUCAUUUAUUGUUUACUAUAUAUAGUUACUUUAUCAUUUCUUUUUAUUGUCGUUUCUUUGAAUAGCUUUGUAUAACAUCGUAAAUCCUGACAGUAUUGAUUCUGAAAAGUUGCAAGGGAUAAUUCCUGCAUUUCAGAAUACACCGUAGCCAUUUGUUGAAUACGAGGCAUGUACAUAAACAUUUAUGCUGUAAUUCAGAUCUCGAUGUUCUAUGCAGUUUUGAAAAUGCAAUUAUUUGUGAUUAAAUUAUGAAAACCUUCCCCACUGCUAUUAGAUGUAGAAUAAGAAUUCAUAAUAGUGUGCAAUUUUAACCAGUGGUGUAAUUUACUUUUUGUAUGUGCAUAUAUACUUCGAUGAAAUAAACUUGGUGUUAUUUGUAAAAUUUGCAUAUAUGUGUAAUAAAUUCAAAUUAUUAGCGUUUAUAAAAUAAAUUCUUUUCCUAAUCACUUAAAAUUUAAUUAAAAAAUUUACUUAAAAUUCUGACUUGCGUGACCUU